This is a messenger RNA of Rotaria sordida, 267 nucleotides long. The record is from the annotation of a GenBank genome assembly. Lineage: Eukaryota; Metazoa; Rotifera; Eurotatoria; Philodinida; Philodinidae.
AUGGCUAACAAUUCAGAAGUAUGGCCUCCGAAACUCGAUGAAAAUCAAAUCAAAGAUCAUUCUGAUAUACCUGUUCAUCAUAAAACAGUUGAAGAAGUUAAUAAAGAAGUAUAUACGGCUCCAGGUGAUAUUUCAAAUAUAGCUGCUCAAAAAAUAUCUGCUGAAAAAAAUUCGUCGAAUGAUGCUGCUAAUUCUCAUGCUACUCAACCACAGCUAUUAACAAACGAAAGUGCCGUCAGUAAGGAAAGUGCUAAUCGACCAAAAUAA